This is a messenger RNA of Durotheca rogersii, 1608 nucleotides long. RefSeq names its product putative bicyclomycin resistance protein. Bases 1 to 1608 code for a protein of 535 amino acids. The transcript has 5 exons. Gene Ontology annotation, biological process: transmembrane transport. Gene Ontology annotation, molecular function: transmembrane transporter activity. NCBI's taxonomy places the organism in Eukaryota, Fungi, Ascomycota, Sordariomycetes, Xylariales, Xylariaceae. The record is from RefSeq and is a predicted model, not a curated record.
AUGGCUCGUGAACGAACGGCGGCAACGCCCGACAGCCAGUCCACUGUCGGGGAAACCCCUUCGGGAGAGGCAACACCGCUCCUCGGUAACGAAGUAACCGACGAAUAUAUCGUGAGCUGGGACGAGCAUGAAGAUCCCGAACACCCGUACAGCUGGCCUCGAUGGCGUACCUUGUCCAACUGCCUCCUCAUCAGCGGCAUGACGUUCCUAACGGCGCUUGCAUCCGCCAUCAUCGCUCCGGGCGUCCCGCAGCUAAUGGCCGAGUUCCAGAGCCAGAACCUCCAGCUGGCCGCCUUCGUCGUGUCCGUCUAUAUCCUAGGUUUUGCCGCCGGACCGCUGGUGACGGCGCCGAUGUCCGAGAUCUACGGCCGGGUGGUGGUCUACCACGUCUGCAACGUUGGCUUUACGAUUGGCGUUAUCGGAUGCGCCUUAGCCCCGAGCAUUGAGGCUCUGGUUGUCUUCCGCUUCAUCAGCGGAACCUUCGGGUCGUGCCCCGCCACCAUCGGCGGCGGCUCCAUCGCCGACAUGGUGCCUCAGGAGCGCCGGGCCUCCGUCAUGGCGGGCUAUACCGUCGGAGCGCUCUUUGCUCCCAUCCUGGGGCCCAUUCUCGGCGGCUUCCUUACCGACGCGCUGGGUUGGCGGUCGAACUUCUGGCUUCUGGCUAUCGCUGGCGCGUUCUUGACUAUUAUGAUGAUGAUCAUGCUCCGGGAGACCUACCAUCCUUACCUGCUCGAGCGUAAGACCGCUCGGCUCCGGAAGGAAACAGGUAAUAAGCUACUGCGAUCUAAACUGGACGCGGGUCUCACGCCGAGCGAGUACUUCUUGCGUAACAUCAUCCGUCCCGUUAAGAUGCUGACCCGAUCGCCCGUCAUCAUUAUUAUGUCCCUGUUCAUUGCCAUUACUUACGGCUACAUGUAUCUGAUGUUCACCUCCUUCGCCCAGCUGUUUAAGCAAUACUACGGCUUCAGCACCAAGAUGCUAGGUGUUGCAUUCCUAGGACUCGGUGUCGGCUCCUUUAUCGGCGUCGCCAUAUUCAGCGCUACCUCGGACAAGACCGCCAAGAGGCUGGCGGCCGAGGCGGAUGCCCGAGCUGACGCGCUUGGAACUGAGAAGCAAGGCAUGAAACCCGAGUAUCGCCUCCCUCCCCUGCCCUUUGCUGUGCUGUGCAUGGCAUUUGGGCUGCUCGUGUAUGGUUGGACGGCGUACUACCAGAUGCACUGGAUCGUGCCUAUCCUGGGCACCACGUUCAUCGGUAUCGGGCAGCUGGUCCUGUUCCUGUGCAUCCAGAUGUAUCUGAUCGACACCUUUACCGUCUAUGCCGCGUCGGCCAUCGCCUCCUUCACGGUUGUUCGAUCCGUGGCGGGCGCGGUGCUGCCGCUCUGUGGGCUGCAGCUGUACGACACCUUCGGCAUCGGUUGGGGCAAUACACUUCUCGCCGCCGUCUGCCUGCCGCUCGUGUUCGUGGCCGUGCUGAUGAUGAGACAGAGGUUGCUACGACAAGAUAUACCUGUCGCAAAGACGACAAUCCCCAUCCCCAAAGCUCAUGCCUAUUCGAUCGCCGAGUACAGCCCCGUCGGCACGGCAUUCCUCAUCAUGGACUACAGCUAG